Messenger RNA from Micromonas commoda, 642 nucleotides. RefSeq lists its product with no specific name. The coding region runs from base 1 to 642 and encodes 213 amino acids. The record is from RefSeq and is a predicted model, not a curated record. Lineage: Eukaryota; Viridiplantae; Chlorophyta; Mamiellophyceae; Mamiellales; Mamiellaceae. The transcript has a single exon.
AUGCAGGCAAUCACCGCCUCGUCGUCAAUCGCGCGCGCGCGCUUCGCAGCGCCUCACAAGGCUGAGCGCGCCUCCGUCUCCCGCCCUGCCGCGACCGGCGGUGGCGUCGCUGCGCGUCGUGUCGGCAGCAAUCAGUCAUCCAUCGCGCUCCAGGCCACAGCCACUGCCGCUCUCUCCGCGAUCUCCGCCCCGACCGCGGCGUUCGCGGCUGCCAUGUCGCCCCUUCAGCCCAUCGCGGAUGUCGCCGGGGACGUCUUCGCCGAGACCGGCAUCGGCCCCGCGCUCUGCGUCGCGGGUACCCUCUGGGUCGGGUACAUCGUCUUCACCGGCACGAGGACCAUCAAGGCGCUGAAGGAGGAGCUGACCGAGAUGGGGUACGACGUGGAGGAGUUCAACAGGAUCGGCGAGCUCAAGGCGAUCAAGCGCGCGGUGGAAGACGGCACCGUGGACUCGAUCUUCGACAAGGUGUGGUACUCGCGCGCGGCGAUGGCGGCGGGCAGCGGCUCCAUCGUUGACGUGCAGAAGGUUCAGGCGUACUGGAAGGGCAAGGGGAUCACCGUCAAGACCCUCGCUGACCUGGACAAGGUGACCGCGUACAUGAUCAAGAAGUACGGAAAGGACGAGAAGAUGGGGAUGAUGUAA